CCGCCAUGUUGGAUUGGUUGCAUCAGGAUGAAGUAAUAAGCUAGCUCAGCGCUUUGAGGAAGACACACUACCAUCUUAAAAAUGAUCCUCUGACCUCAAGAAAAGAAAUAUUUAAAGGUGAGGCUGUGACCUUACAUAUUGGGACCAUGUUAGCUCGUCUGUUCCGGCUCCAUGGCCUAUUUGUGGCCUCCCACCCAUGGGAGGUAAUAGUGGGCACCCUGGCUAUCACAGUCUGCCUCAUUUCUAUGAACAGCCUGGCAUCCAGCAGCCAGAUGUGCAGUUGGAAUGAGUGCCCUAAAAUCGAGGAGAAAGUCCACAGCAGCGACAUAAUCAUCUUAACAAUUACACGCUGCAUGGCCAUUGUUUACAUCUAUUUCCAGUUUAAGAACCUGCGACAGUUGGGAUCUAAAUAUAUACUAGGUAUUGCGGGGUUAUUUACGGUGUUUUCCAGCUUUGUUUUCAGUACAGUGGUAAUACAUUUCUUUGGAAAAGAACUGACAGGGCUGAAUGAAGCGCUGCCUUUCUUCCUCCUCCUCAUUGACCUGUCUAAAGCAUGCACACUGGCCAAAUUUGCCCUCAGCUCAAACUCUCAGGAGGAGGUCAGGGAGAACAUCUCCCAGGGGAUGGCCAUCCUGGGGCCCACCUUCACCCUGGAUGCUCUGGUAGAGUGUCUGGUUAUUGGGAUUGGCACCAUGUCAGGUGUGCCUCAGUUGGAGAUAAUGUGCUGUUUUGGCUGUAUGUCAGUUCUGGCGAAUUACUUUGUAUUCAUGACUUUCUUCCCCGCCUGCGUCUCCCUUGUCUUGGAGUUGUCCCGGGAAAGUCGUGAGGGCCGUCCAAUCUGGCAGUUGAGCCAGUUCGCCUGCGUGCUGGCUGAAGAAGAGGACAACAAGCCCAAUCCUGUAACACAGAGAGUUAAAAUCAUCAUGUCUCUGGGUUUGGCGUUGGUUCAUGCUCACACACGUUUGGCAGCUGAGAAUCCUGGUCACAACCGCACGGUGGAGGGACCUGUUGUUAAGAGAUUGGACUCUGAUAGACCAAUGUUGCCACUGAAGCUCACCAGUAUGGACCUAGAGCAAGUGAUCACUCUCGGCCUCGCCCUUCUCCUGGCUGUGAAGUAUGUCUUCUUUGAGCAAACUGAAACCGAGUCCUCAUUGUCCCUGAAGAGUCCCAUUAUCAGCUCUCCUUCAACUCAGAAGCAAAGAGUAGCAGGAGACUGCUGCAGGAGGGAUAUCCCAGCUCUAAAACCCCAGAAGUUGCUCAAUAGUAUGUUUUUAAACAACGCUUUAUCCUCAUCAGACUCUCAAGCUUCCGCUGACACUGACAAGACGAACAGAGACAAAAAUUCCUUAACCACAGAGGAGACUCAGCCUCCUGCAGCCUUAGUGGAAAAUGAAUCCAGUCUUUCAUGUGGGGAGAGGUCUCCUGCUUCAGGUCCUUCUGUACCACAAAGUAGCUCCAACUCAGAGCCUCGCUCACUUGAGGAGUGUAUGAACAUCCUCUCAGAUCCUCAGAAAGGUGCUAGUUUUCUUAGCAACCAGGAGGUGAUGAACCUCGUAGCCUCUCGUAACAUCCUGAACUACAGACUGGAAACUGUGCUUGAAACUCCGGAGAGAGGCGUAGCCAUCCGGAGGGAACUGCUCUCACCCAAACUGCCUGUUUCUUCUGCGUUGUCUGGUCUGCCUUAUAAGGAGUACGACUACUCAAAGGUUAUGGGUACCUGCUGUGAAAACGUCAUCGGCUACAUGCCGGUGCCAGUCGGGGUUGCCGGUCCUCUCCUGUUGGAUGAGAAGCAGUUUCAUGUUCCCAUGGCGACCACAGAAGGCUGCCUGGUAGCCAGCACCAACAGAGGAUGCAGAGCUCUUUCUCUGAGUGGGGGAUGUCGCAGCAGGAUCCUUGCUGACAGUAUGACCCGGGGUCCUGUGGUGAGGCUGCCCUCAGCGUGCCGGGCUGCAGAGGUCAAAGUGUGGCUGGAGACCUCGGACGGAUUUAGUCUGAUGAAAGAAGCAUUUGACCAAACGAGCAGGUUUGCUCGCCUGGAGAAGCUGUUGGUGGGCUUAGCCGGGAGGAAUUUGUACAUCCGCUUCCAGUCUCAGACAGGAGAUGCCAUGGGCAUGAACAUGACUUCAAAGGGCACUGAGCAAGCUCUGCUCACACUACAGCAGCAGUUUCCAGACAUGGAGAUUAUGGCCCUCAGUGGAAACUUCUGCACCGACAAGAAGUCUGCUGCCAUCAACUGGAUUCUGGGGCGAGGAAAAUCUGUAGUAUGUGAAGCCACUGUCCCAUCCAAGGUGGUGAAGGAGGUGUUGAAAAGCAGUACAGCCACUCUGAUAGAGCUCAACAUCAACAAGAACUUGGUGGGCUCGGCCAUGGCUGGCAGCAUCGGGGGCUUUAACGCUCACGCUGCAAACAUUGUAGCAGCCAUCUACAUCGCCUGUGGACAGGACCCCGCUCAGACAGUAGGGAGCUCUAAUUGCAUCACUCAGAUGGAACCUGGUGGUCCAGAAGGAGAGGAUCUGUACAUCAGUGUCACCAUGCCCUCCAUCGAGCUGGGAACUGUGGGAGGAGGCACCAACCUGUCGCCUCAGCAGGCCUGUCUGCAGAUGCUCGGUGUUCAAGGUAUGAGUGUAGACCAGCCUGGUGAGAACGCCCGUCAGCUGGCUCGCAUCGUCUGUGGGACGGUGCUGGCAGGAGAGCUCUCCCUCAUGGCUGCUUUAGCUGCCGGACACCUCGUUAGAAGUCACAUGAAACACAACAGAUCUAAAAAUAACCUAGCAGAACCGCCUUCUCCAUCACAGUCGGCUGCGUGACACAGACUACAACGAGGGAUGUUUAGAUGGAGAGACCUGAGAGGAUUCAGAUUCCUAAUAAAAUGGUUCUGAAGGCUCAUAACGAGGCGGAUCACACGCUGAAGACCACAGAAAGUACCUGUGUGCUUGGGUCUCUCCUGACAUAUUGCACAAAGACUUCUUGGGCGAUGACAUUAAGUCAUGGUUACUUAAUCGUGCCGUGUUUCUGCACCUGAUGACUGCAGGAAAGUUCUGGAAGACAUUCGAUAAUGUUUUGGCACUGAUGUUUGAGACAACUGUGAAUUACUGAUGAGGUUUAGGCUGGUUAAAUCCAACACGCUGCACAGCUCUGAGUGAGUGCUCUGUGCCUCUUUGAGCUAAAACGCUUCUGUCGCUCAAAGACGAGGGUGAACGAGUGCAGUAAUCUAGUUUGGUUUUCAUCUAAAAUGCAUGAUUGAAACAGCGUUAACAUCCUGGUUUUACCGCUUUUGGGAUGGGAGGCUCAGAUUUUGUAAUUUUGUUAUUUUCCAGGUUUGUUUGUGGAGAAUCUUGAUGUUUUAUCGCUUUCUUCAUUAAAAAGUAACAAAAAGAACCGAAAAAUCCAGAUAGAGAUCAGACCUUUUUUAUUUAAACGUUUGGUAACCCAUUAGCCGCCAUCAGAUCAAGCUAAUGAUAGUAUUCAGCCACAUUGUGAGGAUUUAAAAAUAACACCAUGCCAUUAAAAUCCUUCAUCCCUACAAACAGCCUGAAAGUUAACGGUGUGAUAUGACAAUGUCUGAGCUUCUCACCCUGAGCGUGACGUCACAGGAACAUGGCUGCUGUGGGAAUAUGGUGUGUUGAUCUUUGCACUUGCCAAAAGCUUUCCUGAGAGCGCUGUCGCUGCUCCAGGUGAGUCUUAAAAUGCCAACUUUCUGCCUGAAUGUACGUUUGACGUCAGUGUCGUAGGUCCGUAUCUUUAAUGAUGGUGCUACUGUAUACUGUGUAUACUGUAGGAUGAGGGAGACAGUUUUGUUACAGUCAGAUAACAGGAAGAGGAAAAGUGGAGAAUCAAAGCCAUAUUAACUUAUUUUAGACUUUUUUUCUGGUACGUUGUAACGUUUAAUAAUUGAUCAGAGUUUAAAGCCCCUGAGACUCCAGAUUCAGCUGGUUUGUCCUUUGAAAAAGCGAUGAAGUGGCCUUACAUACCGCACAUCCAGAGCGAAGCCAUAGCAUGUUCUAGCUAGAAUAUUUAAUUUAUAACUGUUCAUUUAAAAAAGUUGUAUUGUUUUAUUUAAAAGAAUAAAUAACAUUAUGUUCC
Molecule: messenger RNA, 4083 nt
Organism: Cheilinus undulatus (humphead wrasse)
Lineage: Eukaryota; Metazoa; Chordata; Actinopteri; Labriformes; Labridae
Product: 3-hydroxy-3-methylglutaryl-coenzyme A reductase-like
Exons: 19
Coding region: 147-2807 (886 amino acids)
Biological process (GO): isoprenoid biosynthetic process; sterol biosynthetic process; coenzyme A metabolic process
Cellular component (GO): peroxisomal membrane; endoplasmic reticulum membrane
Molecular function (GO): NADP binding; protein binding; hydroxymethylglutaryl-CoA reductase (NADPH) activity
Source: RefSeq, a predicted model, not a curated record